Chaetomium strumarium is the source of this 578-nucleotide messenger RNA. RefSeq lists its product as uncharacterized. Lineage: Eukaryota; Fungi; Ascomycota; Sordariomycetes; Sordariales; Chaetomiaceae. The record is from RefSeq and is a predicted model, not a curated record. The transcript has 2 exons. Bases 99 to 377 code for a protein of 92 amino acids.
AGAGGGGGAAUUGAAUCCCAGAACGCCUUAGAGCGCCCACGAAAGAACGCUCUUACCCUCCGCCCUCGAGCAAUUUCGAGUCACCAAGUAGAAGCAAAAUGGUUAAUCGAAUCAUCUUCUGGACAGGCUUCGGCCUUGUCGUCCGUUUCUGGCAGCUGGGCAUCGAAAUGCGGCCAUUCUUCAACAGGAAAUCGUUAUGGGCAUACCCCGUGUUCGGCGGCGUCGGCGCGAGCUUCGGGUACUGGCUUCAGGGGGUGGAUGAGCGGCAGACCAAGAUGCUGGAGGAGCGGAAGCAGGCCAUCUUGGAGAAGCGAGCUCGGCGGGCGCAACGGGAGGCUUCAGCUGCGGCGGCCGCGCCGAGCCAGAUCGCUGCAUGAGGUCGGUGUUGGCUAGAAGGCUGUGGAUAGAUAAGGGGCUAUAUGGGAAUCGACUUCUUGUCGAUGAGACGAGGAGCCAGGCAGGAUCGUUAUGCCACUUGGCAGGAUAUGGACGAAGACAGAGGGCAAGCCGCGGACGAGCUAGAUUCAGUGUGCAGGAAUAUUUUGAUUCCAAAGAUGAAUCAAGGGCCUCGCGAGGCG